AUGGCUAAUUUCACAAGUACCGUACUAGAAACAUCUGCUAUCAUUAGCAAAUACCAGUACUCCAUAACAAUGUUGUUCAUCUCGAGUUGCAUCAUUGUCCUGGCCACGUAUUCCAUGACGGGCAACAUCUUAAGUAUCAAGACCUUCAUUCUCAUGGGGCUGGACGACGGAAUGACCAUCACAUUUUUUGUGCUGUCCUUAACAGAACUCAUAUUCUGCAUUUUCGCCAUGGCGAUGUCCGUUGGUUUUUUAUUCCACUGCUUCGAGCUGCUACAUCCGUUGGUCACCUUCAGCGUUGACCCUUACGGUCUCCUGAUAUAUUUCGGCAAUAUCUGCGUCAUGGUCCACAUGAGCAUACAGGUCAUUACAACCUUCCUGGCCGUAGCCCGCUGCAUGUGUGUGGUCAAGCCGAUUCACUUCAAGAACGCUUUCACCAUAAGAAGGUGCGUAGCUCUCUUGGUCUUCGUCUGGGCGUUUUCGUUGGCCAGCUACUUGCCACUGUUUGCCAGCAUGGCUAUUUUUACCCAGCAUGACCCAAAAAUAAAUGUUACUCGCCCGGCACUUUGGCUUUCUCCAAACAGGCAACUAGUAAAAGACAUCAUCUGGACCAUCGCGGACACAACGAUUCCUUUCUGUACAGAGAUCAUUGUCAUCAUCUGUUUGAUGAUAAUGGCAGACGGCUUAAGACGUGCUGCUAACUUUAGGAUGUCUUCAAGCAAUGUUUCCAAACCUUUAGAUCUCAGAGCUUCUCAGAAACUAAGCGGCAAGGAACUCCUCAUCAUAAAACAAGUUGCUUUAAUCUCUGGUUUCUACUUACUGACCAACACGCCGAAAGUAGCCUCUAACAUAUUCGUUCUUGCGGAACCACAGUUCACACUUGGUGGUCAGUACAACGAUCUGUACCUGGUGAUUAUCAUAUCUCGGAAACUAAUAGAGACACUCAACUGCAGCAUCAGUUUCCCAGUGUACUUUAAGUGCAAUCCCAAGUUUCGAUCUCUGACAUUUGAAUGGUCGAAGAAACAUUGAUUGCAGAUAUUACAAAUAGACAUUUUUUAAUGAUUUUUUUUUUUUUUUACUUUUACUAGCGACCCCCAAAAGGGGAAAAGACGCUAUUAGUUUUGUGUGAAAUGUCUGUCCGUCUGUCCUUCCGUCUCGUUUAGAUUUCGUAAACUAGAAUAGAUAGU
This is a messenger RNA of Biomphalaria glabrata, 1184 nucleotides long. RefSeq names its product formyl peptide receptor-related sequence 4-like. The transcript has a single exon. Gene Ontology annotation, molecular function: G protein-coupled peptide receptor activity. Gene Ontology annotation, cellular component: membrane. The record is from RefSeq and is a predicted model, not a curated record. Gene Ontology annotation, biological process: neuropeptide signaling pathway. Bases 1 to 1026 code for a protein of 341 amino acids. Lineage: Eukaryota; Metazoa; Mollusca; Gastropoda; Planorbidae.